Diaporthe citri is the source of this 1812-nucleotide messenger RNA. RefSeq lists its product as uncharacterized. The transcript has 2 exons. Lineage: Eukaryota; Fungi; Ascomycota; Sordariomycetes; Diaporthales; Diaporthaceae. The record is from RefSeq and is a predicted model, not a curated record. Bases 1 to 1812 code for a protein of 603 amino acids. Gene Ontology annotation, molecular function: transmembrane transporter activity. Gene Ontology annotation, biological process: transmembrane transport.
AUGGCCGAACCAGAGAAGAAGAGUCCGCCAUCUUCGCAAGAUGGCGCAUCCUGGGCAGAGGACCAGGCAGAAAAACAGCCCAGCAGAACAAGCUCCCGCAGACCAAGCCUCGCACAUCCACACCAGCCUGUCCUGCUCUCGCUCGUGCCCUCCAUCGCAGCAUCCGUACCCCCGGGCAUCACCAGCGACGCCGAGGAAACCACCCGAGAAGAGGUCAAAGAUGGGACAGGACACCUCACGGGUGCUCCGUUGGUGCUCGCCCUGACAGCCCUCAACUUGUCCACCGUCCUCAUCUUCCUCGACAACAGCAUCCUCAGCACGGCCACGCCGACCAUCACGAACGAGUUCCACUCGGUCCAGGAUAUCGGUUGGUACGUCUCGUCGUACCAGCUGGCGCUGUCGGCGCUCCAGCCCAUGACGGGCAAGCUCUUCACCUACCUCCCCAACAAGCAGACCUACAUCGCCUCGGUGCUCCUCUUCGAGCUGGGCUCCCUCAUCUGCGCCCUCUCCACCAGCUCCAACAUGCUCAUCGGCGGCCGCGCGGUCGCGGGCCUCGGCGCCUCGGGCCUCUUCAACGGCGCCCUGACCAUCAUCGCCGCCCUGGUCCCGCUGCGGCGCCGCCCCGCCGUCACGGGCCUGCUCAUGGGCGUCAGCCAGCUCGGCCUCAUCGGCGGUCCCCUCAUCGGCGGCGCCCUGACGCAAUAUUCGACAUGGCGCUGGUGUUUCUGGAUCAACCUCCCCAUAGGUGGCGUCGCCGCCGCAGCCCUCGCCGCCGUGCGCAUCCCCGAGCAGGUGGCCAAGCCGCCCUUCCGCAGCUUCGUCGCGAGGCCGGGCCUGUGGAGGCGCUUCGACCUCGUGGGCACCGCCCUGCUCGUCCCCGCCGUGGUGAUGCUGCUGCUGGCGCUGCACUACGGCGGCGGCGGCGCGUACCCCUGGGGCUCGGCGACGGUGAUCGGGCUGUUCUGCGGGGCCGGGGCGGUGGGUGCGCUGUUCGUCGCGUGGGAGUGGCACGUCGGCGGCGAGGAUGCCAUGAUGCCGCUUAGUAUGUUCCGCGAGAGGGUCGUGCUCGCGGGAAGCCUGACCAACCUGUGCCUAUUCAGCUGCACCUUUAUUACGUCGUACUUCCUGCCGCUGUACUUCCAGUCCGUGCAGGGCUCGUCGCCCUUCACGGCCGGCGUGCAUAUGUUGCCAAGCAUCAUCUCACAGCUCAUCACGGCUGUGCUGAGCGGGUUCGCGGUCAGCAAGCUGGGGUACUAUCUCCCGUGGGCCCUCUUCUCGGCCGUGUUGUCGAGUGUUGGGGCGGGGCUGAUCUCAACCUGGACGGUUGGUACGAACACUGGGACGUGGAUUGGAUAUCAGAUCAUCCUUGGUGUUGGCCGUGGUGCGGGCAUGCAGAUGGCCCUCAUUGCUGUACAAACCGUCCUCCAGCCCUCCCAGAUCGCCGUCGCCAUGGCGAUGCUGACCUUUAUCCAAGGUCUGGGCAGCGCCGUGCUAAUAUCUGUGGCCAACACCAUCUUCGACGACAGCCUCGCAUCCCAGAUCCGCUCCAGGGCCCCGCAUGUCGACCCAAAGGCUGUCAUCGCUGCGGGAGCUACUGCGUUCCGCAAGGUCGUCUCCGCGGAGGACCUGCCGGCCGUGGUGAGGUCGUACGCGGUCUCGUUCGACAGAACCUUUUACCUUGCGGUAGCUUUGUCGGCUUUGUGCUUCUUCACUUCCCUGGGGCUGGGGAACAAUGAUGUCAGGGCGAAGCAGAAGCAGGGCGAGGCUGCGACGGAGAGUCGCGAGGAGAAAAGAGAUGACACCAAUGUUUGA